CUCGACAAUCCACCUGAAGGUCUCGCGAUUAAAGAGGAAGAUCCUGACAAUAAAGACUACCUCUUGAGCAAGCCUGUGGCGAUGGUGGCAAGGAAAAACUCUCUCAGAUGACAUGAGGAAGAAACCUCGAGAGGAACCAGACUCAAAAGGGAACCCAUCCUCAUUUGGGCAACAACAGACAUGACUAUAACAUUAACAGUCCUAACAUAAAGUCGGCUUCAUUGAUGCUAUAAACCCCCCACCAACGGAAACCCGAGCGCAAAACUGUUCAUGACAACCGCACUCCCAAAGUCAGCAAGUCAACUACAGUCCCCAGCCACAUUUACUUCUCGGGCCGUGAGCAUAAGCCAUGCAGUAAACAACACUCUGCUGCAAGUCUUUUCCUGCUCCACAUGUCCUCGUUCCUAUGCAUCUCAAAUGUAUCUCCACAAACACAUCCAGAAAUGCCACUACGAAGAGUAUGAAAGACUUCGGGAAUCAGGAGAGAUUAAAUGUAAGCUUCAGAUACCCUCCGAGGGCUCCAGUCGUCAGCCAACAUCAUCUGAUCCUUUCAGUUCUGAAACUUCUCACAAUGAUAUGCAGAAGGAAAUUCACCACUGUUCAGACUGUGGAAAGAGUUUUUGUCAUCAGAAUGCACUCAAAACUCACCAGAGGAUUCACACAAGAGAGAAGCCACAUCACUGCUCACAGUGUGGAAAGAGUUUUAGGACACAAUCUCAUCUCAAACAACACCAGUGGUUUCACACAGGAGAGAAGCCGUAUCACUGCUCACAGUGUGGAAAGAGUUUUACGACACAGAAUAAUCUCCGAUUACAUCAGCAUAUUCACACAGGCGAGAAGCCAUAUCACUGCUCACAAUGUGGGAUGCGUUUUACUCGUCGCAGCGAUCACCAGCGACACCAACACAUUCAUGCCGGAGAGAAGCCGUAUCACUGCUCACAAUGUGGGAUGCGUUUUACUCGUCGCAGCGAUCACCAGCGACACCAACACAUUCAUACCGGAGAGAAGCCAUAUCACUGCUCACAAUGUGGGAUGCGUUUUACUCGUCGCACCGAUCACCAGCGACACCAACACAUUCAUACCGGAGAGAAGCCAUAUCACUGCUCACAGUGUGGAAAGAGUUUUACUCAACAGUAUAAACUCCAACGACACCAGUGGAUUCACACAGCAGAGAAGCCGUAUCACUGCUCACAGUGUGGAAAGAGUUUUACGAGACAGAGUCAUCUCCAAGAACACCAGUGGAUUCAUACAGGAGAGAAGCCGUAUCACUGUUCACAGUGUGGAAAGAGUUUUACUCGUCAGAGUUCUCUCCAGUUACACCAGCGCAUUCACACAGGAGAGAGACCGUAUCACUGCUCACAGUGUGGAAAGCAUUUUAUUCGUCAUACUGAUCUCCAGCGACACCAGCGUAUUCACACAGGAGAGAAACCGUAUCACUGCACACAGUGUGGAAAGAGUUUUACUCAUCAGAGUUCUCUUCAAUUACACCAGCGCAUUCACACAGGAGAGAAGCCGCAUCACUGCUCACAGUGUGGAAGGAGUUUUACGACACAGAGUCAGCUCCAGAGACAUCAGCGGAUUCACACAGGAGAGAGACGGUAUCACUGCUCGUAGUGUGGAAAGACAUAUUCCAUUAGAUUCGAGACCCACAAGUGCACUAACUCAAUGCAUGAUUUAAAGUGGCAGUGGAAUGCAUUUAUUCAGUAUUUGAAAUUCUCUGAUGUCUGAUAGAAAGUAUGAUUUGGCCCUAUAAUGAGACGAGCUGUAUUCCCUUUUUGGUGCUCUCAUUACUGUAUUGAUGAGUUCUGCUCUGAUUUGCUUUUUUGCAGCGCGAUGGUUCACACAGGCACCACGAUAGCCAGGGUUGCCGGAUAUUUUUUUAUGUAAUUCAAUCAAGUAGUUAUUUCAAACUCAUUCAUCAUAAAGCAAUUGUCAGUCUGAACACACAGGAUUUUUUUUACAGUCCAAAUAUUAUUAGAAAUUUCCCAAACUUUAAUAUAAAUCUGACAACCCUGGCUGUGACUCAAAGCAACAUGGUGAAAUGGAGAGUUAGAAUGGAUGUUUCUCUAAGUAACCGAACUAGUUAUUUUUUAAGUUAUGUCUUGUUGAUGAAAUUUAAAUGAGAGAUUUACUUGACAAAAGGGUUGAUAAAGAUGCAUGUGAUAUUGUUGAUUUAUGACAAUGCAAGCCAUUUCUUUGAUCUGGCUUAAAUCAUCAAAAAGUGAAUAAAAUCACACAGUAUGCGUAGCUACUUGCAGGUUCUUGUAGAAUGCUACACCUCGUGGACCGAACAAAGGACUCCAGUAAGAGCAGGAAUAUCGAUAUCAACAAUGACUGGUGCACCAAACACCCUUAAUCUUGUUGUGAUUGUGCAGUGAUGGUUGUCCUUGUUCUGUUCAUAACCAUAACUGCAGAACUAGUGUAAUGGCUGUGCAGGUCCAUGGUAAUGUACUGUAGCUUGAACUUGAACGUGGACUGGUGGAUGCAACUUUUUGUGCAUGAAUAUUAAUGAAUCUUAGAAGUUACGAAAUGCUUCCGGAUUUUGGAAUUGGCCUAUUUUACCACCCUCUUUUGCAUAUACAGGAUUUGCAUUUGAAAGAGGGGACAACCGUGUUUGCGUUUCAAGAUACACCAGUUCCGUGUACUGAACUCUCCUUUUUCAACUAUGCCAAUGCAAAUAGGAAUUUCCAUUCUAUGGUACAUGUAAAGUUGUCAAUUUAUACACUCACCGACCACUUUUAAUAGGAACUUGUUCUUGAUUCUAAGAUUCCUUUUGGCUGGCAGGAGUGGAACCCAAUGUGGUCUUCUGCUGUUGCAUGCUGAAAUGCUUUUCUGCUCACCACGGUUGUAAAGAGUGACUAUAUGGGUUACUAUAUCCUUCCUGCCAGCUCGAACCAAUCUGGCCAUUUUCCUCUGACCCUCUCUUAUUAACGAGAUGUUUCCACCCACAGAACCAUCGCUCACUCAGUGUUUUUGGCACCAUUCUGCGUAAACUCUAGAGACUGUUGUGUGAGAGAACCCCAGGAGAUCAGCAGUUUCUGAAAUACUCAAACCAGUCCAUCUAGCACCAACACCCAUGCCACAGUGAAAGUUACAGACAUCACAAUUUUUCCCAUUCUGAUGUUUGAAGUGAACGUUAACUGAAGCUCUUGAUUUGUAUCUGCGUGAUUUUAUGCAUUGUAUUGUUGUCAAGGGAUUGGCAAAUUGAAGAACUGCAUAACAGCAGGUGUAUGGGUGUACCUGAUAAACUGGCUGGUGAGUAUAUAUGUUUAUUGUUGCUGUAUUUUGAACUGAAUUUCCCAUUUUAAUUAUCUUUACUUUCUGUGGAUGAUAAAAUAUAUAAUCUAAUGGUAAUGUUUAAAAUAAGACCAUUGUUUUUCUUUUGACCGUAAGUAGUCACAACAUUUAUUACAUUAAUGGCUUUUAGCUUUUAUUCAGAGUGAUGUACAACACACCCAGAGCAGCCUGGAGAGCAGUUAGGGGUUAGGUGCCUUGCUCAAGGGCACUUCAGCCAUUCCUGCUGGUCUAGGGAAUCAAACCAGCAACCUUUUGGUCCCAAAACUGCUUCUCUUACCAUUUGGCCACAGCCAGGCCAUCAUCACCAUGCAAGUAAUGCAUUAAUUACAACACUAUUAUCAGUGUAGUACUGCAGCAUUAGGGUUAAAACAGAACUAAAACAGAGCCAGUGAGAUACCAGACAGUUUAAUUGUCAUCAAACUCAAGUCACAUGUGAAGAGUAGAAACAGUACCAACAUUUUCAGUUCAUUGAAAGAUUCUGUGCAUGAUUUACUUCCUCUAGCCAUAAAAUACUGUAACGGAGUCCCAACUAUUGAUAGAAAGGCUGUUGGAUUUUGUUGAUUCAUGCUCCAGGACAUCGGACUCAUAGUUCAUAACCUAUUUAUAAAGUUAUGAUUACAUUCCUCAGCCUUGCAUUUCAUGGGGGGGACCACAUCCUGUGAGUUUAGCACCUGUAGUGAAGAUUUCCAUCCAGCGGGGAAGUGUGGCAUAAUGUUGCUUACCAUCCUCAUUGAAACCAGCUCAACACCUGUUAAUUUGGUGCUUUGGUGUUGGUGUGCAUUAACACCAGAGAGUGUACCUUGAGCCUGAAAAUGUGAGAUGUAACUUGUCUAGAAUGGCCUGCACACUGGUGGAGGCACAGGAGGAUCCUGCCACUUCUGGCCAUUGGAAUGUCGAAAAUGCCUGUAGGGCUCUCGAGAGCCUAAAAGGCAAAGGUUUGAACUCAAGACAUACCAGUGUUCUGGGGUGGUAGUGAAUAUGGAAGUAUACAUCGUGCAGAUCCAGUGACAUGAAUGUACAGCACAAACAUUUGACAGCUUCAGCAUGUGUGAAAGAAGGACUUGAAAGAACCAAUUUAGUCCUCUAAGAGUCAGAGUACAAUGGGAGUUGCUUUCUUUUUUUCUAAACAAGAAUGCCUGGUGACACCACCAUUGAUGCAAUGCAAAAGGCAUGCAGUUCAGGCCAAUCCUAUCACCGCCUACUAGCCAAGGCUUGGACCACGGGGCCUCGGCACAUAGCUAACCACCUGGUGCUUAACUGUCAAUUGAUGUAGUAUUUUCUGUUUUUCAGUGAUUGAAUUGAUCUCGAUGAUUAUAACAAUUUGUGUAUCCAGUAAGGGUCUUAGUUCACUCACAGUGCAUAUGUCUGUACUUUGCUCAUUCAUAAUGUAAACAUCGGUUUAUUGGGUCAAGAUGAUUGUCUUUAUUCAUGUUUUCUUUUAGCCUUGGGUAUUAUUUAUCUGGUCUAGAGUGUGUCCUUUACAUGUACACAUCAACAUCAGAAUAUAAGCUGGCUGUGUUCGACUUCUGUUUAGACCUAGACCAAGACUAAGAUUGUUGCCAAGGUUGUCUUUGUGGGCCCAAUAAAUAAUCUCUUUUAUUAAA
Molecule: messenger RNA, 4901 nt
Organism: Neoarius graeffei (lesser salmon catfish)
Lineage: Eukaryota; Metazoa; Chordata; Actinopteri; Siluriformes; Ariidae
Product: zinc finger protein 501-like
Exons: 3
Coding region: 271-1614 (447 amino acids)
Biological process (GO): regulation of transcription by RNA polymerase II
Cellular component (GO): nucleus
Molecular function (GO): DNA-binding transcription activator activity, RNA polymerase II-specific; RNA polymerase II cis-regulatory region sequence-specific DNA binding
Source: RefSeq, a predicted model, not a curated record